AUGAAUACAACAAAAUUAGAAACAGCAGACACAAAUAGAACCGAAAUAUUGCUAAAAAACAAGCCAACAAACAGCACCUCCGAUUUUAGCGAAGAUGAAAGUUUUGAAAGUAAUCCAGUUAACGAAGAAAAACACUCGUCAAUCCUCUAUUUAUUUAUUAAAUGUUAUGCGCAACAGUUGAAACUUGUAUUUCAAUCAAUAGUCCCUGAUUUGAAGGAUUUAAAAUCUUGGCAAAUUAAAAUAUUUAUUCUAUUCGGUACAUUCAAUGUUAUUUUUUCUAUAUUGGAUUUCAAUUCGUUAUUUUCACAAAAACGUUCACUACUAAAAUGGACUAAUGAUUACCACGAUGGUAUACCAUUAUGGCGUCGAAUUUCCUUAUGUCUAUCCGGUAUAUCAGCAUUCACGACGAUUCUAUACGUUGUACUUGUUAUGCAUGGAAAAUUUUCUUCAUUUUUCUGGGGCAUAACCAGUGCGAUUUUAUAUGGAACUUUCGCAUUUGCUUAUGGAUAUGUUGGUGAUGCACAAUUAUUUAUAUUCUUUUUCUUACCGAUACAAUUUGUUGGAAUAUACCUGUGGGCAAAAGAAUUAGACGAUAAAUCAACAACACGUGUUAAAUCAUUGAAACCUAUUGGCUGGCUAUAUGUCUGUGUUUUAACUGUAUUAUUAACACUUAUAUUCUAUUAUGAAAUUCCAAUGUUUUCGAAGCGUCUAGUUAAGGAUUAUCUAUUUGAAAAACGCUUCGUACCGCAUGUAUUUGAUGCAAUAACAAAUAGUUUAAAUGUUGUUGGUCAAAUUUUACUGAUUGGUUGCUAUUGGGAGCAAUAUAUCAUAUGGAUAAUGGUUAAUAUCAUGUCGAUUAUUAUGUAUAGCGGUAGGAUAUAUUCUUAUAGAUUUGUGUUUCUUUCGUGA
Messenger RNA from Rotaria socialis, 909 nucleotides. Lineage: Eukaryota; Metazoa; Rotifera; Eurotatoria; Philodinida; Philodinidae. The record is from the annotation of a GenBank genome assembly.